UACGAGUUACAUUUCCAAAGAAACCAGAACAAUUUUGUAACCUUAUCCUUAAACAUAUCGGAUUUUACCAUUCGAUUGCAACAAAUAAACAGUUAUUUAGUUAAUGUAGGUAUAUGUGAAAGAUUGUGCGUUACGUUUAACAAAUUGGUGUUAAUUUUAAGAAUGUAGUUUGUUGCAAUCACGGCUAAGUAAAUAUCAUAUCAAGAUGGCAAUCAAGGAGGAAAAUGUACACAUUCAGAGAGAGAAUCAGCCCUCAUACGGUGGAGUAGACAGUGGUAUCACUGAUGAAAACGAAGUUAAAGACUCAGUAGAUCUCUUAGAAGCCACCAUUGGAGGUUUCGGCCGUUGGCAAUGUCAACUAUCGAUACUGGUAUCCAUACUGAAAAUACCCAUCUCUUGGAUACAGCUAAGUAUUGUAUUCUUAGCACCACCCACGGAAUUUUGGUGUGCGCCACCAAAGAAAUUUGAAGGUCUUUCAACGAGAAAGUGGAUUGAUUUGAUAAGCUCAGGAUCAAAUGUCACAGGAAAAUUACACAUUUGCGAAAUGCCGAAUGUCUUGGACUCAAGAAAUACCUCCAUUGUGCCUUGCCAGUGGGGUUACGAGUACAAUACAACUCAAGUUCAUUCUAGCAUUAUAACCGAGUGGGAUUUGGUGUGUGACCGGAAAAUUUUGGCAGAUAUUACCCAAACAAUACUAAUGUUUGGCAUUCUCGUUGGUCUCACUAUUUUUGGUCCCGCGGCCGACCGGUAUGGACGCAGAAAAACGUUACUGCUUUCAACGUUUUUGCUGGUUGUUUUUGGUAUCCUUUCAACUUUAUCCCCAUUUUAUAGUAUGUUUAUGGUGCUCAGAUUUAUCUUGGCUGUGGUGUCGAGUGGCGUUAUGGUAACAUCGUUUGUAGUUUGCGUAGAAAUAGUAGCGGGAUCCUGGCGAACCACCGUGCCUAUAUUGCAUCAAAUACCAUUCGGUUUAGGAAACGCAAUAAUGGCUGUGAUGGCUUACUAUAUCAGAGAGUGGCGUCACCUUCAACUUAUCUUGUGCGGAAUAAGUGCCCUCUAUUUGUGUUAUUACUGGUUAGUUCCAGAAUCGCCUCGAUGGUUGAUGGCAGUUGGAAGAAAAGAAGAAGCGAUAGUUAUAUUAGAAAAUGCCGCAAAAAUGAACGGUAUUGAUAAAGCUCUAAUUCGAAAAAAAGUAAACGAACUAAAUUUUAUCGACGACGAAUGCAUAGAUAAUAAAAUUAGUCUAAUGACAGUUUUCAAAACUUCGGAACUGAAACGGCGUUCGAUAUAUCUAUGCCUGAAAUGGUUUUUCAAUGGCGUAGUAUUUUAUGGUUUUUAUCAAUACGCAGGCCAACUCAAUGAUAAUAUGUAUCUAACUAUUGGAAUCAUUGGGUUAAUAUCGAUACCAGGUGGUAUUAUUGGGGCGAUUAUUGUGAAAAAGUUAGGUAGAAAAGUAAGCAUCGCGGCAGCUAAUUACCUUACAGCGGCGUGUAUAUUUAGCAUAAUAUUUAUUCCACAAGGCGUUUAUUAUCAAGAUUGGCCAAUAAUUUUGUUGGCUGCUGGUGGAAUUUUUGGACUUACCAUUUCAUCGCCGGCCCUCCAUCUAUUUACAGGAGAGCUUUAUCCAACCAUUAUGAGGAACGCAGCUUUAGGACUUAAUAUUAUGCUUACCAAACUGGGAGCAAUGAUUGCUCCGCUUCUCAUAGGAUUAAGUUCAAUUUCGCCAAUCAUUCCAAUGGCUUCUUUUGCAGCACUCUCGCUUGUCGAAGCGAUACUAGUGCAUCCUUUACCAGAAACCUUAGACACUAUGCUUCCAGAAACAGUUCGCGAUAUAGAAGAUGAUACAACUAGUUUAAUUUCACACUAAUCGUGUGGUAUUUUUUAAAUUCUUUUGUGUUAUAAAUGUUUUUUUUGCAUA
Molecule: messenger RNA, 1915 nt
Organism: Photinus pyralis (common eastern firefly)
Lineage: Eukaryota; Metazoa; Arthropoda; Insecta; Coleoptera; Lampyridae
Product: solute carrier family 22 member 3-like
Exons: 8
Coding region: 206-1864 (552 amino acids)
Biological process (GO): transmembrane transport
Molecular function (GO): transmembrane transporter activity
Source: RefSeq, a predicted model, not a curated record